GAGGCUGAAGCAGCUAUGGAAGAGAGACUGAGGAAUGGGCCUGGGAGAAGGGGAACGGGAAAUAGGGAGGCUCAGAGAGGGUGACAAGAUUGGUGAAGAACUGCAAUGAGGAGGGGGCAAUCCAGGGGGCUGGGGAGGUGCUGGGGAGGCUGAUGGAGAAAAAGACCAGGGAGGUGGGACAGAGGGCAGAGACUUCUGGGAGAAAUGUGGAGGACAACUGGGAAAAGGGGUUUAGAGGGAGGCAGACAGAGAAUUGUGAAAACCGGAGACAGGGAUGGUUCAGGAGGGCUGAAGAAAGAGAGGCCAUGAUACAGGAAGAGAUGGAGACGGAAGUAGAGUUGCAGGGAAACAGGAGGUGGGGCGCACACCGAGUCCCGGAGGUUAGGGGAAAGCGUGUGUCCUUGUGGUCUCAGCCUUCCAGUUCCGUGUUUGUCCCUCGUGGUUUCAAAGAGCAAGAAGCAGGAGUCCAGGACAAGAGCUGCAGUGUGUGGCCCAGUGCGAGCGCCUCGCCCCAUCUUUCUGGACUUCCCCAGACCCGCUUCUCCAGGAUGCAGCCAGAGGUGGAGCCUUUAAUCUCCCCCAACCUGGGCGCCCCUGGCUCACACAGGGAGACAGGAUCCUUCCUUGUUGACCUCGAGUCUAUGGAGGAGUCCAUGUCUCGGAGCCUGGGCAAGCCUGCCAAAUCCUCGAAACAGUACCUGCGGCAGGUCAUCUCGGAAUAUGAGGCGCUGGAUCGGGAGCUCCCAUGUAUCCGAAAGUUCUCAGAACCACCCUCUGCCCAGCCCCUCUGCCUUUGCAUGGAGACUUCGGAGGAUUUUACGCACGUGGAGGUGCUGCAGGCUUUGGAGGCCGAGCUGCCCGGGGCCAUGGAAAGCGGGCGCCUGAACAGCAUCCGCUACGAGAAUAUGAAUGUCAUCUGCGGUACUGCGGGCCGCAGGGACAGGUGGCUCAUCACCGUCACAGACUUCCAGACGCGGUCACGCCUGCUGCGCUCGGGGCUCACCCUCCGUGGAACCGCGUACCCACUGGUGCGCCACGACGAUUUACUUCUGGGGGACUACCGUUUGCACCUGCGCCGCUCCCUGGUCCGACGGCGCAUGCUCGAAGCCCUCGGGGCGGAGCCUGCCGACGAAGAUUGACGCACAGCGGGGGCGGGUUCCAGCUGCACCCCGCCCCCAGACCCGGCGAAACGAGAAGGCGUGGCCUCCCUAGGAAGGAGGCGGGGCCGGCUCGAGGGGGUGGAUACUGUGAGUUUAAUUAUAAAGAAUGACCUGAUACAAAA
Molecule: messenger RNA, 1282 nt
Organism: Mus caroli (Ryukyu mouse)
Lineage: Eukaryota; Metazoa; Chordata; Mammalia; Rodentia; Muridae
Gene: CUNH19orf81
Product: chromosome unknown C19orf81 homolog
Source: RefSeq, a predicted model, not a curated record